This is a messenger RNA of Exophiala xenobiotica, 876 nucleotides long. RefSeq lists its product as uncharacterized. The coding region runs from base 1 to 876 and encodes 291 amino acids. Gene Ontology annotation, molecular function: oxidoreductase activity, acting on the CH-OH group of donors, NAD or NADP as acceptor. Gene Ontology annotation, cellular component: cytoplasm. The record is from RefSeq and is a predicted model, not a curated record. NCBI's taxonomy places the organism in Eukaryota, Fungi, Ascomycota, Eurotiomycetes, Chaetothyriales, Herpotrichiellaceae. The transcript is spliced from 3 exons.
AUGUCGUUCCAAGGUCAGACAGCCUACGUAACCGGAGGAGCAAGCGGUAUUGCCCGUGCAGUUACCCGCAUGCUCGUCGUAAAAGGUAUCAAAGUAUGCAUUGCCGACAUCAAUAAGCAAGGGGCCGAAGCAGUCGCGCAAGAACUCAACGAGGAGGCUGGCUCUCAAUGUGUUUCCGCUGUCGCUGUGGACGUGGCAGAUUGGGACUCUCAAGUGGCAGGUUUUCAGACCGCAAUCAAAGAAUUGGGCGGCCGAAUCGACUACGUCUACCCUAUCGCAGGGAUCGCUGAAGUCAACUGGCUUCCCAAUCGACCAAAGCAAGAGGGGUUCGUAAAGCCAAAUCUUAGCGUCUGGGACGUAGACGGGACGGGCGUGCUGUACACCUCUGCCCUUGCUAUUCAGCAAUUCCGACGACAGGAACCCAACAAGUUUGGAUUCAGGGGCAAGAUCGCCACCGUCUCUUCUGUACGAGGUCUGUAUGCUGUGCCUAGCAUGCCGAUAUACUGUGCCGCGAAGUUUGGCGUCGUGGGUUUUGUCCGCUCGUUUGGCAAGCACUUGCCGAAAGAAAAGAUCACACUCAAUGCCAUGUGUCCUGCAAUAGUGAAAACAGGCAUUAGUAUUGGCAGGAGCGAUUGGUAUGACAAAGCCCAGAAGCUGAAUCUUAUCGUCAAGAUGGAAGCGCUUCUCGACGCCUUCGAGUCCUUGCUUGGUGGCUCGGACGUGUCCGGGGAGUGCUUUGAGUUUCCACCUGGGGACAUUGGCAAUCCCAGUGGCUGGAUUCUGAAACCACAAAAUGAGUACACAACGCCUGAAAGCGAAGUGCAUGUCCAAUACUCGGACAGUCAAUUCGCCCACCAACAUGAGCCGGUUGAAUAA